AAUAAUAGCCUACACCAACUAACACUAUUUUUCACUUUAAUAAUCACAACAGCUUCAUCGUUCAUACAUUUUUUUUUUUGAACACACAUCGUUCAUACAUUACAUACUGAAAAACCCCAUAAUCAUGGCUUUCUUAUACUCUCCUCCACUAUCCCUCGCCAGUGCCACCGUCCAUUCUUCCCCAGCUCCGAGAUUACUCCUCAAUUCUUCUCCGACAUCAACGUCAUUAAAUCACCACUUCCCAACCUCCGAACCCCUCACCGCCUUCCACACGCCGUUAACUACUACUUCUGAUCCCCAGAAGUGGAGAGUCAGUGUCUCAUUCUUUUCUUCACUCUUGCCCAAAAAACGCCAAGAGCUCAAGGAAGAGCUUCUCGAGGCCAUUGCCCCUCUUGAUCGUGGCGCAGCUGCCACCCCAGAAGACCAGGAGAGAAUUGAUCGGAUUGCCCGCAAACUUGAAGCAGCUAAUCCAACAAAGGAACCACUUAAAUCUGAUUUAUUGAACGGAAAAUGGGAACUAUUAUACACUACGUCAAGAUCGAUUUCGCAAGCCGGGAUACCUAAAUUUUUAAGAUCAAUUGCAAACUACCAAGCUAUCAAUGUGGACACAUGUAGGGCGCAAAAUAUGGAGUCCUGGCCGUUCUUUAAUCAGGUAACGGUAGAUUUAACACCUUUAAACUCAAGAAAGGUGGCAGUAAAGUUUGAUUAUUUCAAAAUUGGAGGUUUGAUUCCAUUUAAAGCUCCUGAUAGAUUCCGUGGAGAAUUAGACACUACAUACUUGGAUGAAGAGUUACGUGUGUCUAGAGGUGAUUUGGGAAACUUGUUCAUCUUGAAAAUGAUUGACCCGUCGUACCGGGUUCCUGUCUGAAUGGUUCUCAACUAGCUGUCUUUCUGAUAGGCAUAAAAGGGUUAUAUGGGUAAUUGUAAUGGGGUAUUGGUAAUGUGUGAGUAGGAAAGGGAAAAGGGUGUGAAUGAAUUUGUAAUUGAGCAGUAGCUCUUUGAAUUGGGAGAGUACUGGGUCUCUCGAUUACCCAGAUAUCAAUACAAUAUAGUUCUCUGUUUUUCCUA
Messenger RNA from Cannabis sativa, 1068 nucleotides. Its product is annotated as probable plastid-lipid-associated protein 4, chloroplastic. The record is from RefSeq and is a predicted model, not a curated record. The transcript has 6 exons. Bases 125 to 868 code for a protein of 247 amino acids. NCBI's taxonomy places the organism in Eukaryota, Viridiplantae, Streptophyta, Magnoliopsida, Rosales, Cannabaceae.